CGCCCAACCCCUUCCUCUUCCGAUGAGAGGCGGGGCUACGGUGUCCGCGGGAAACCCCCGUCAGCCGCCUUCUACUAGGUUCUGCUGCAGGAAUGGCGGGUUUGGGGAAUCUGGUCCUGCGGCCCUGGAUUCGAGAGCUGAUCCUGGGGUCAGAAACACUUUCAAGUCCACGAGCCGGGCAGCUGCUCAAGGUAUUGCAGGACGCAGAGACCCCGGGCUCAUCCCACGCGCCUGUUGCCCCUGACGCCGGGGCUAUGCUGCUUGUGUCGGACGGGACCCACAGUGUCCGGUGCCUGGUAACGCGCGAGGCCCUGGACACCUCGGACUGGGAGGAAAAAGAGUUCGGAUUCUGUGGAGCUGAGGGUCGGCUACUGCUACUGCAGGUCUGCGGGGUCCGCAUCCAGGUCGCCGAGGGCUGCACGCCUGCAGAGUUCUACCUCCAAGUGGACCGGUUCAGCCUGCUGCCCACCGAGCAGCCUCGGAUACUGGUUACUGGUUGCAACCAGGACUUGGAUGUGCAGAAAAAGCUGUAUGACUGCCUUGAGGACCACCUUUCAGAGUCCACCUCUUCCAAUGCAGGCCUAACACUGUCCCAGCUUUUGGAUGAAGUGCAGGAGGACCAGCAGCAUCGGGGGGCACUAGUGCAUCUAGCUGAGAGCUGCCUAGUGCUGGCAGGCCCUUGCACAGCACCCCCGCUCACCCACUGGGCUGCCUCACGCUGCAGGGCCAUGGAAGAAGCUGUGUACUCUGUCCCCAGCUUAUUGCUGCACAUUCCUGAAAAUGACCAGCAAAUUCUAAGCUCUCUGGGCUCAAGUCAGAAGGUACAAGGAACUCCUGCUUUAACCUGUCACAUGCCAUUGGAGGAAAGCAGUGCCAGCAUCAGCCUUCUGCCUGCCCUCCCUUUGGCUGCCCCGGACCUGGUACAGAAGCACAGCUCCCAGUCCCUACCUGCCAUCUGCUCAGCCUCUGGAUCCCCGCCCUUCAGUUCCCCACACCCCAGUCAUACAUCCAACUCCCCACUCCUGAGCUGCACUCCCAGUCUCUCGCCCAUCGACCAUAACCCCAGUCCAUACCAGGCCCAUGUGACCAGGGCCCAGAAAUUUAGCCUGGAGUUCAGAGAGCUAGGGUUGCCCCAUAAGAACCAGCGGUCUUUUCCAAGGACUGGAGCCAAGGGAGUCCAGGAGCCCUGCCCUGUCUGGACACCACACCCCUUUCAGGACCCCCCAAAGAGGCAUCGUGAUGGUUCCACCUUCCAAUAUGAUUAUGAACUACCCUGUGCCUCCCUCUGUGCUCAGGUCCACGCUGUCAGUGCUGGGGAUGAGAACCCAGGGACUCACACUUGCUGGGCAGAUGGUCUACUUCUAGGCUAUAUCCCUAGCCCUGCCCCUACUCUGAUGGUCACCAGUUCCAGGCAACCUUGACCUGUAGCCAUGGUUUCUUCCCAGGCUCCCUCCCCAACUUGUGGCAUGGGUCUUGCACUUUUUGAUGGAGCCACAGCCAGAGUCUGAGCUAACUCAAGUGUGAGGAGUCAUGCAGGCACAUCAGAGGAUAUGCAUGUACAGAUCUGUGUCUAGGUGUGGACAAACUUAUGUAGUCUGCUUCCUUCAAGUUUUUUAAUAAAAUAAUCUCAUGCGGCAA
Molecule: messenger RNA, 1638 nt
Organism: Ictidomys tridecemlineatus (thirteen-lined ground squirrel)
Lineage: Eukaryota; Metazoa; Chordata; Mammalia; Rodentia; Sciuridae
Gene: Acd
Product: ACD shelterin complex subunit and telomerase recruitment factor
Biological process (GO): telomere capping; negative regulation of telomere maintenance via telomerase; protein localization to chromosome, telomeric region
Cellular component (GO): telomerase holoenzyme complex; shelterin complex; chromosome, telomeric region
Molecular function (GO): telomeric repeat DNA binding
Source: RefSeq, a predicted model, not a curated record